AUGGCUACUCCUAUCACCUCACGGACGGAGACUCUCCAGAAGUAUCUCAAGCUUGAUCAGAAGGGUAUGAUCAUGGCUGAGUACGUCUGGGUUGAUGCCGAUGGUGGCACUCGUUCCAAGUCUCGCACAUUGCCCGAGAAAGAAUACAAGCCCGAGGAUCUUCCCGUUUGGAACUUCGAUGGUUCUUCCACUAACCAGGCCCCUGGUGACAACUCCGAUGUCUACCUCCGUCCCUGCGCCGUCUACCCUGAUCCCUUCCGCGGCUCUCCCAACAUCAUUGUUCUUGCUGAGUGCUGGAACGCCGAUGGCACUCCCAACAAAUACAACUUCCGUCACGAUUGCGUGAAGGUCAUGGACACCUACGCCGACGACGAGCCUUGGUUUGGCCUCGAGCAGGAGUAUACCCUCCUCGGCUCUGACAACCGACCCUAUGGCUGGCCCGCCGGUGGUUUCCCUGCUCCCCAAGGCGAGUACUACUGUGGUGUGGGCACUGGAAAGGUUGUCCAGCGCGAUAUCGUCGAGGCCCAUUAUAAAGCCUGUUUGUACGCCGGCAUCCAGAUCUCUGGAACGAACGCCGAGGUCAUGCCUGCUCAGUGGGAAUAUCAGGUCGGCCCCUGCACUGGCAUUGCAAUGGGCGACCAACUCUGGAUUUCGCGAUUCUUUUUACAUCGAGUCGCUGAGGAAUUCGGUGCAAAGGUUUCUUUGCACCCCAAGCCCAUUGCUGGCGAUUGGAACGGAGCUUUAAGUUUCCCUGGUCUCUGUUUCAUAUCCCUGAUACUAAUAUCUUUACAGGGUUUGCACUCCAACUUCUCCACGAAAGCAAUGCGCGAGGAGGGUGGUAUGAAGGUUAUUGAGGAGGCCCUGAAGAAGCUUGAACCUCACCACGUCGAGUGUAUCGCAGAGUAUGGUGAGGAUAACGAAUUGCGUUUGACCGGCCGUCACGAGACGGGAUCCAUCGACAGCUUUUCUUGGGGUGUCGCCAACCGUGGCACAAGCAUCCGCGUGCCACGCGAAACGGCUGCUAAGGGCUAUGGCUACUUUGAGGACCGCCGUCCUGCUUCCAACGCCGAUCCCUACCGCGUUACCAAGGUUCUCCUCCAAUUUUCUAUGGCUUAG
Molecule: messenger RNA, 1116 nt
Organism: Fusarium fujikuroi IMI 58289
Lineage: Eukaryota; Fungi; Ascomycota; Sordariomycetes; Hypocreales; Nectriaceae
Product: probable glutamine synthetase
Exons: 6
Coding region: 1-1116 (371 amino acids)
Cellular component (GO): cytoplasm
Molecular function (GO): glutamine synthetase activity
Source: RefSeq, a predicted model, not a curated record